[Torrubiella] hemipterigena is the source of this 4090-nucleotide messenger RNA. NCBI's taxonomy places the organism in Eukaryota, Fungi, Ascomycota, Sordariomycetes, Hypocreales, Clavicipitaceae. The record is from the annotation of a GenBank genome assembly.
ACGCUCAUCGCAUCGCGCCACGACAAUGGCAGAACAACGGAAGCAUGCUCUGCUUGCGGCUACUAUUUGUCUGGUCGCUUGGUUUUGUGCGGUGAGCUGGUCUGCAGCUCUGCGAUGGGCUAGCUACGCCUUUGCCGCCGGGCUCGCUUCCGCCCUACUAGCUGUCAUUGCAUCGCUACUCCUGACCUCCCGAAGCCCUACCGAUCGACGGCCGAGACCCCCGGGUGUUUCUUUUACAGAUAAAUCGCUGUGGAAAGCGGAAAUCGAAGCUCUCAAACAACGUCAAACUUACGAGGCGGCGUCACUAAACCUACCAAGUCCACGUGUCGCAUCCGCUAUGGAUGAACUCUUGGGAUUCAUCCUUCGCGACUUUGUUUGCAUAUGGUACUCCAACAUCAGCAAAAAUGCUAUUUUCCCGAACGAAGUUGAUCGGGCGGUCAGGUCGUCUAUUGAUAAUAUUCUCACCCGCCUGCGAGAAAAGGACCUCGCAGACCUGGUCACCAGCCGCAUCAUGCCGAUUUUGACAGAACAUUUUCAUGAUUUUGCCGCAGCAGAGCGAUCUGUUCGUGGAAAGAAGUUGAAUAGAACCAUGACGGAAUCAGAGGAACUUGAUUUGGCCAUAGCUUCCAAGUAUAGAGACGGAAAGCUACAUCCAGCCGCCUCACUGUCUUUCCCAGAUAUGAAGAUGAUACAGCAAGACUAUCUACGCAAUUUGGCUCGACGCAUGUUACCUGAAGUCCUUCCUACAAAAAUGCUAAGAAGUCGAGCAGUAUCAGCUAUCGUGCGCGAGAUUGUCGGCUGUGCUGUGUUAUCACCUAUUUUGCAAGCUCUCUCUGACCCGGACACGUGGAAUCAGCUAAUGGAAAACUAUGGACGCUCGAUGUUGCAAGAUAGAUCGACAGUUCGAAAACUGCGCGCAGCCUUAGACCAACAUGCCUUACCGGCACCGAAGACCGCCAAGUUCGCGGCAACCCCUCGCAUCCUUCCAGGCGACAGCGAGCGCAAGUUUGAGAAGUUUAUUCGGGCUAUUCGGAAAGUUAAUAACCUUUCCGAUGCUCGCAGAUUCCGAAGCGAAGUUGCAAGUCAACUUAAACGUGACUUGUCUGGGGACAACACAGAUCCUGUCUACCUUCGGCGGUUAGAAAUGGGCAAAAAGCUGCUGGAUCAACGUGUCGCUCAACUUGCAGCGGGAGGCGAGCGCCAAUCUGGCCAUCAGAGUCCAACAGCGCAGCCGAUGUCAAAAUCAGCGUCUCAAUCGAGACUGGAAAAUGCUACACUAGUCGAGCUUCUCCGCGAUGCUGCUGGAUUGUCCUACUUCAUGGAAUAUAUGGAUAGACAAAGGCUUAUGGCUAUGAUACAGUUCUGGCUCGUUGUUGAUGGCUUCAGAAACCCAUUGGAAGAUGAUGGCCCAGAAGAAGAUGCCUCAUCAUUAGCCCUACCAAUGUGGUCAGACUCUGAUCGGAUGGAUUUGCAACAGAUACAGCAGGCGUACCUAUCAAAAACGGAGCUACACGUGUCUGAUUCCGCUAAGACCAAUGUGAAGGAGUUUUUGCAGGCUGGGAAGAGUGCGACGCCAUUGCAAUAUUACAAAGCUCGACGAUCAAUCCUGGAUACACAAGCCGCAGUAUUGGCCGAGAUGCGAGAUAAACAUUAUCCGCUCUUCAAGAAAUCCGACUUAUACUACAAAUGUAUUGCUUCACAAGAGUCAAGUGUGCAGGCAACACCACAUGCCAUGUCAGGUCCUGGCGGAGCACGCCCGCCAUCAUCAUCGAUAUCUAACCAAGGUCCCGUGCCACGACCAAAGUCAUUGGCGAGGAUUGCCCAAACAACUGCCGCAGCGGCUCGACUUUCUAGUGAGUCGGUGCUCACACAAGCUGACGGUGGUUCCGGAGAUCCCCUUUCUGAUGCUAGGAAAUCAAUGGAUGAGGAUAAUUCUCUACCACUGUUUGACGAUGACGACGCAGAUGUAGAUGGCAUGGCAGACUCCACACAGAGGUUUGACCCGGAUUCCGAGCAACGACAACAACUUGACAGUCAGGCAAUUCAAGCGGUUGAAAAAGCCCUCACAAAUAUCAUUGAAAAUGAUAGACCACAAACAGCCGAAGAUUUGCGAGCAUCCCUUUUUGGGGCUGAUAACGGCGAACCGCUCUUCGAGGCAGAAGAUGACAGCCGACGCAUAUCUCUUGAUGGUGCCCGCCAACCACCAGUAAGUGGUAGACUCGGAGAUGAAAAGCCCAGCCUCUCCUCUCUUGGCCUUGUUAGCGCAGCAUCCCGUAUAGGAGUAUUUGUUGAUGACGACCUGUUUGGGGACGAAUACAAAGGUCUCGGCGAGGAUGAUGACGACGAAAUUUUGACAAGGAAUGGCGACGAAGAAGACGAGGUACAUGAAGCAGCACCUGGAGACCUAGGCUUAGCUGAAGCAAUCAAGGUGUUGACCAAUGACAUUGAUCGAUUGAUUGCACAAGAGGGCGUGGUGGACUCGCUGAUGAGGAAAGCAGACCUCACAAACAACACAGCUGAGAUUCGUAUUCUGAAAAAGUCUAAAGCCAGCUUGCAGCGUGAAAUCCGACGAAAGGAGCUCCAACGUCAGCAGUAUGUUGUCCAAGAGAGUGACAACAGUUUGUAUGGGAGGUCUACAGUCAAGAUUAAGUCGAUUCAAGUUGGUAAAGAAGACGACGGGAAAGAAUACGCGUUAUAUGUCAUUGAGGUGCAACGAGACGCAGGAGAGCGGAUGCCCGCUGCAUCUUGGAUAGUUACGAAGCGCUACAGCGAAUUUCAUGACCUUCACCAGAAGCUACGAUCGACAUACCCAUCCGUACGGAACUUGGAUUUCCCCGGUCGCCGAGUUGUCAUGAAGUUUCAAAGCGAAUUUUUGCGCAAAAGACGAGUUGCCUUGGAGAGAUAUCUCAAGGAACUGCUACUACUUCCUGAAGUCUGCCGCAGCCGUGACUUGCGUGCAUUCCUUUCUCAGAGCAUCAUCACCGAAGGUCAGGACCUGACUGACCGUGAAGAUAAGAAGGAUAUGAUGACGCGCCUGUACGAUUCAGUGGCGGAUGGUAUGGAAGACAUCCUUGGUAAUAUCCCUGUGCUGGACCAAAUAUCCGUGGCUGGCCAAAAUCUCAUCGCUGCGGCAACAAAUCAGCUCAACGCCAUGCCAUUAAAUGCAAAUGAGGAGGCAUUUCCGGCAGCAGAAGCAGAAGCAGAGUUGAAUGCAUUUGAAAACAAGGAACUCGAACCAUUUAUUAAGCCCAUUUGCGACAUUUUCUUGGAAGUGUUUGAGCUGAACAAGGGUAACAACUGGCUGCGAGGUCGCGCAGUAGUUGUGGUGCUACAGCAGCUACUAGGUGGCACCAUUGAGCGAAAAGUAAGAGAUAACGCGAAACUACUGGUACAGGAAGAGUCUCUGCUACGGGUUCUAGGGUUGGCAAAAAAUGCGCUCUGGCCGGAAGGCAAACUUGUGCGAGAUCGCAAGGUGCGGACGGCGGCAGAGCGAAAGAAGACGAGAACAGAAGCCAGCCUGAUGUUGGCGACACUGGUACCUGAUCUGGCGGGUAGUGUUGUUGGACGGGCCAAUGCCCAAGCUGCAAGCCGGAGAAUAUUUGCAACGCUGAACAAUUCACGACUCAAUGCCCAUUUGGCGUUUACCAUACUUGAUGAGCUGAUUUCGAUUUUAUUUGAUGAUCAAAUUUAACAUGGGCGCGAUGCGGUAAUGAUGAUCUAGCAAACGAAAUACCCUUGGUUGUCGCUGCUCGGCUAGAAUAUUUUCAUUUUGGCUGGGCUUUUUUUUAGGGUUGCGUGUGUGUUCAAAGGGCUAGUAACUUAUACAUAAUUAAACGACCCAUGUAUAGUACAUAUAUUAUACAUAUAAUACCAUAUGUUUGCAUGUAUUUGGUACCUCUUGCCUGGAUCACUGCGCAACGAUAAUUUCUUGUUUCCUGGUGGCUGUGGUGUUUGAGUGCAAGUUUGACGAGGACUGCAAACUCUUAAUAUGAAACGGCCUAUUACAGAAGACCCAAACAAAUUGUGCCAGCUGGCGCACCUGGCGCAGCUGGGCUAGAGUUUGCGCCUGGCGGGUGAGCACAACCGGGAA